AUGUCGCUCCAAGAUCGACUGGGAACCCAGGAUGCGACCCAGCUACUCACGCUCGCGUCGGGGCUGGCGCUGGCGACCGCCGCAGGGGGGACGAGUUGGAGUUACAACUUGCCUUUGAUGCUGUUCGGCGUGAUAGCGCACGAGAUGCCCUCGACGCACCAGCCCCUCCGACACUUCAUCUCCCUAACCACCUUCAGCGCCAUCUUUGACCUCCUCACCCUCUUCUCGGCCGGUUUUGGCUUCACCUUCCUCUUCGCCUUAGUCCUCUUGGUAUUGAAGGCGCCGAUCGUGGUCACGAGCAUUGCGGUGCUCAAGGAGCGCGGGGGGAGUUUGGGGGCUUUGGAGGGUUUAGGGGGUUGCCGGCCGGAGGUGCAGGUGGCGGGCAGGGCAGUGAACUGGGUCCCGUCUAUGCCGGCCAUGCCGACCAUGCCUGGGGGAUUUAGCGGCUCGCCCAACGCUCAACAACCAAGCAACUCCAACGCUCCGCCGGCCAGCUUCCCCUCGUCCGGCGGCUUCAGGCUCGGUGGGGAGGAAGAUGGACAGGGCGCGCCGCCGCCUGUUCCCGCGCCAGGGCGGAAUGGGUAUUCUAGCAUCGCUUAG
Dioszegia hungarica is the source of this 600-nucleotide messenger RNA. RefSeq lists its product as uncharacterized. NCBI's taxonomy places the organism in Eukaryota, Fungi, Basidiomycota, Tremellomycetes, Tremellales, Bulleribasidiaceae. Bases 1 to 600 code for a protein of 199 amino acids. The transcript has 3 exons. The record is from RefSeq and is a predicted model, not a curated record.